Molecule: messenger RNA, 3047 nt
Organism: Ipomoea nil (Japanese morning glory)
Lineage: Eukaryota; Viridiplantae; Streptophyta; Magnoliopsida; Solanales; Convolvulaceae
Product: protein CHROMATIN REMODELING 25
Exons: 21
Coding region: 55-2895 (946 amino acids)
Biological process (GO): reciprocal meiotic recombination; double-strand break repair via synthesis-dependent strand annealing
Cellular component (GO): nucleus
Molecular function (GO): ATP-dependent chromatin remodeler activity; DNA translocase activity; ATP binding
Source: RefSeq, a predicted model, not a curated record
CAAAACAGUGCUUGAACGAACUCAAGUACUCAGCGAAGCACAGGAGGUCGUCAAAUGGACGAUGAAGAUGAGGCUCUUUCCGCUUCAGAACCAAGCGAUUCGAGUGUCGAGUUCAUCUCUGAGUCAGACAAUGACGAGGACGACCUCGAUUACAAUUGUAAUAGCGGCGACGAAGACGAUGGCCAUGGAGCUCAAACAUCCAAUCUCCGCUGCAGUCCGGAAGAUCGGAAGUCGGAAAAUGUGGCCGCUUUAGUCAGGGGAAACCUUGAAGUGAGAAGACAGUCAAUACUUCCACGAGUCUAUUCAGUAACUGAUGCAGCUGUCAACGUCAGAAAGCCUUUUAAACCUCCGAGCUCAAAUGGUUAUAGUAGUAACAAUGAACAUCUGGCACGCCGUCUCUGGGCACGCAAAAGGUUUGUGCCAUGGGGGUCCAAUAGGCCAGCUUUGGUUGCAAUCACGAACAGGGUAACUGUCCUUGAGACUGCUCAUAAAGAUGUGCCUGAAGAAGAGAUAUAUCUGCCACCAGAUGUGGAACCAUUGCUGUUGUGGCAGCCUGAAGGAUUUGGGGAGGAAGGCUGUGAUUCAAAACCUAUAGCAGUGGAACCUUUACUUGUUAAGUACCUCCGACCACAUCAAAGAGAAGGUGUCCAGUUCAUGUUUGAUUGUGUUUCAGGACUUUUGAGCACUUCCAAUAUUAACGGAUGCAUUUUAGCUGAUGAUAUGGGUCUGGGGAAGACAUUGCAGUCAAUCACACUGCUUUACACACUUCUUCGUCAAGGUUUUGAUGGAAAAGCAAUGGUUAGGAAAUCAAUAAUUGUGACUCCUACCAGUCUUGUCUCUAACUGGGAGGCUGAAAUAAAGAAAUGGGUUGGAGAAAGACUUAAACUUGUUGCUCUCUGUGAAAGCACUCGAGAGGAUGCCAUCUCUGGCAUUAACAAUUUUACUAGUCCACAUAGUGAUUUACAAGUAUUGAUUGUUUCCUAUGAGACAUUUCGAAUGCAUUCUUCAAAGUUUAGUAAUGAUAUUUCGUGUGACCUCCUCAUAUGUGAUGAGGCUCACAGGUUGAAAAAUGAUCAGACAUUGACUAAUCGAGCCUUGGCUUCUUUGUCAUGCAAGCGCCGCAUUUUGCUGUCAGGGACUCCAAUGCAAAAUGAUCUAGAGGAAUUUUAUUCCAUGGUAAAUUUUACUAACCCUGGAAUCUUGGGAGAUGCUGCAUACUUUCGCCGUUACUAUGAGAUGCCCAUUGUUUGUGGUAGAGAACCCUCUGCUACUGAAGAAGAGAAGAGACUAGGUACUGAACGUUCUACAGAGCUGAGUGCAAAAGUUAACCAGUUUAUAUUGCGGAGGACUAAUGCAUUGUUGUCAAAUCACUUACCACCAAAGAUAAUUGAAGUUGUAUGCUGCAAGUUGUCACCUUUGCAAGUGGAACUUUACAACCAUUUUAUACAUUCAAAAAAUGUUAAACGGGCAAUUACAGAGGAAACAAAACAAUCGAAAAUCUUAGCUUACAUUACUGCCUUAAAGAAGCUAUGCAAUCAUCCAAAGCUAAUAUAUGACACAAUAAAGAGUGGGAGUCCAGGGACUAAAGGGUUUGAAGAUUGUAUCCACUUAUUCCCUCAUGAAAUGUUUUCCGGAAGGUCUGGUUCAUGGACUGGUGGAGCUGGGCUUUGGGUUGAACUAUCUGGAAAAAUGCAUGUAUUAGCUCGGUUAUUGGCUCAACUCCGUCAAUCAACUGAUGAUAGAAUUGUUCUAGUCUCAAACUACACUCAGACGCUGGACCUUUUUGCUCAACUCUGUCGUGAAAGGAGAUAUCCCUUCUUGAGACUUGAUGGAUCUACCUCAAUUAGCAAAAGACAAAAGUUGGUUAAUUGUUUUAAUGAUCCAUCAAAGGAUGAGUUUGCCUUUCUCCUGAGUAGCAAGGCAGGAGGUUGUGGCCUCAAUUUGAUUGGUGGAAAUAGGCUGGUGUUAUUUGAUCCGGACUGGAAUCCUGCAAAUGACAAACAGGCUGCGGCUAGAGUAUGGAGGGAUGGCCAGAAGAAGAGGGUUUAUGUCUAUCGGUUUUUGAGUACAGGAACUAUUGAAGAGAAGAUUUACCAGCGUCAAAUGUCAAAAGAGGGACUUCAGCAAGUUAUUCAACAGGAACAUGCAGAUUCUGAGAACCAGGGAAAUCUCCUUUCAACUGAAGAUCUAAGGGACCUGUUCACUUUUCAUGAUAGCGUGAGGUCUGAAAUUCAUGAAAAGAUUAGCUGCAACCGUUGCCAAGAAUAUGAGGUGAUGCUAGAUGACACUUGUGAAGCAAAGUCUACAGAUGAACAAGAUAAAUCCAACCAAGAGGAUAUCGGGGGAUUUGCAGGUGUUGCUGGUUGCUCGAACAAGUUAAAAAGCUCAGAGAAGCAGAUUGGAACUCCAAAGGAAGAGGAUUUAGCUAACUGGGGGCAUCAUUUUUUCCCAACGUCAGUUCCCGAUACUAUUUUUCCGGCUGCAGCUGGUGAUGAGGUUUCUUUUGUUUUCACAUGCCAAGUUGAGGGGAAGCUGGUGCCUGUUGAAUCAUCGGUGAAGCAAAAACCAAAACCCCAAGGCGGGCAAACGAACAUUUCCACUUUGAAAAGCAACCUACUCCAGAGACCAGCGGCUUUAUCUCCACGCCUAGCAGUAUCCAGCAUGAAGGAACCUCAAGAAGCACCACCACAAUCUCCUUUCAGUGGGGUUUCCUCUAAGAUGAGCACAUUGCCAGCUUUUUUUAAGCCCGUGCAAAAGCAACGGACCAACUCUAUCAAGCUAACAAGACCUUUGGACCAUACAAAAAUGAAAUCCAACAGAGUAAUCUCUUCCCGGAAUCAGUUACCUCAAAAAAGAACUUCUCCAGAUGCUAUGGGCGACGAUGAUUUUGUAUAGACUUUACCUGUUUACUUAUUCUUCUAAAUUACAUGAAAAAAAAAAAAAAAGUGAUUAGGUGAACAUAUAUAUAAAUCUCACAAUUUGUUUGAUUUUAGACAUGAGGUGUUAAUAAUGUUUAAGGUAUUUGAUUAAAGGAACACAAGAAAUCA